AUGACAUCUAUUUCCUUCAAUUAUGUAGAGUGGGAACUGGAAAUUCCAGGGGUUAUCUGGCAUCGUUCAUGUUCCACGGAAGCAAAUGUUAAAUGCAAUAAGCCAUUAUUGUCUCUUCUAAUUUUCCCUCCUUUCUUUCGUUUUGUUUUCUUCUUUUCUUUUUUUGUUAUAUUCUUUUUUUCUUUCUUCUCUUUCUUUCUUCGUGUCUUUCUUUCUUUUCUUUCUUCCCUUCCUUUUUCUCCCUUUCCUUAUUUCUUUCUUUCUUUCUUUUUUUUCUCUCGUUCUACCUUAUCUUUCUUCUCCUUCGUUCUUUCCUUGCUACCCUUUCGCUCUUUCCUUUCUUCCCUUUCAUUAUUUCCUUUUUUCCUUCCUUCUUUCUUUCUUCCUUUUUCUUUCUUUCUUUCUUUCUUUCUUUCUUUCUUUCUUUCUUUCUUUCUUUCUUUCCCGUUAUUUAUCUUUGUUUCUUUGUUCCUUACAUUCUUUCUAUCUUUUUUUCUCCUACCUUUAACCAGACAGAAAUUUCUACUGCUUUAA
Acanthosepion pharaonis is the source of this 534-nucleotide messenger RNA. The record is from the annotation of a GenBank genome assembly. Lineage: Eukaryota; Metazoa; Mollusca; Cephalopoda; Sepiida; Sepiidae.